UGGAUGGCGAAGAGGAAGAUGAUAAACAGUGGGUUCUCAAUCUCAGAAAUUUGCAAAGGGGAGGAGGAACAAGACCAUGUCUUCUUCCACUUGCAAUAAUCUACUUAGGGUUUUUAAAAAGAAAUCCAGAAAAAGCCAUCAACAACCAUCUUCUUCUUCUGCAGAGAAUGAGCCUAGUCAUUACCAACAUGGUAUUCCUGGGAUUCCUACUGAUGGUAAAGUUGUUCUGCUCAUGAAUUCCAGCAAUGGGGCUCAAAUCUAUCUAAUUGGAACUCUUCAUGGUUCUAAACAGAGUGCUGAAACUGUCAAAAAGGUGAUUGAUUAUGUAAGGCCUAAUGUAGUUGCGGUUGAGCUAUGCGAGAAACGUGCCAUGGGGGCCAUGAAUAAGCAACCUGAUAAGGAUACCUGGUACAAGUUGUUCCGCAAAUCCAUCAAAGCUCCAGGUGGACUGUCCAUGAUGAUUUAUAUGUUUAUGGUGAGUUGUCGGAGGCGCCGGUUGCACGCAUAUGGUAUAAUUCCAGGCCUGGAGUUCAAGGUUGCUAUCGAAGAAUCUUCUAGAGUGGGAGCAAGUUGUUUCUACUUUGAUCAAGAUAUCAAUGUUACGCAUGAACAGUUAUCUAAAGUACCCUCAUUUGACUUGCUUUGGAAAGCAUAUUGUGAAUCUAGAUUAAGUGUUCAUGCUGACUUGGCAGAUGAAAAGUAUACAAGAUCCUCUGUGCGGGAAGUUAGUGGCAAACAGAAAAAACGUUGUCCAGAUAUUUUUAAGGUGAUUAUUGAAGAUAGAGACAAGUUUAUGUCUAUAAAUCUUAGAAGUUUUCAAGGAGAAGUUGUAGCAGUGGUUGGACUGGCACACAUGGAUGGAAUUGAACUAUUGUGGAAACUCGCGGAGGAGGAUGACAAUUGCAAAUUGUCCUUUAAAUCUGAAAUUGAAGGACAUUCAGGGCAGGGUGGAUACACAUUGUAGAGGGAAAUCUGCAGCCAAAUGUUUCUUCAAACAUCAAUUUUGUAGAAUCUAUCAAACCUUCGUUAUACAAUUGGCUUUCCAUAUACAAAUGCAGAAUGAAGAAACUACUAAUUGUAGUCUGUAACUAUGAAGAUAUAUGUUUUGGUGUUCACCGUUAACUUCAAAUAUUCUUUUAUCAUUGGCUCCCU
Papaver somniferum (opium poppy) is the source of this 1152-nucleotide messenger RNA. RefSeq names its product traB domain-containing protein-like. The record is from RefSeq and is a predicted model, not a curated record. NCBI's taxonomy places the organism in Eukaryota, Viridiplantae, Streptophyta, Magnoliopsida, Ranunculales, Papaveraceae. The transcript has 7 exons. The coding region runs from base 77 to 964 and encodes 295 amino acids.